AUGUCUGACCAUUGGCAAAGCACAGUCUUUCCCAACGAGCCAAUUUUCAAACUGUUGCUAGAAGCUGCGCAAGAGAACCGACAUGUCGCCGUUUCCGAUUCCAUUCGGGGAGUGAAUGCCAGCUAUGCUCAACUUCUGGUGGAUAUUUGCACCAUGCGCGAGGAGAUUAGAAAGCUGAUCCCACACUCCAUGUUUGACGCAAGAGGACUGAUGCCACUCGAAGCAACGUGCAUUUUCAUUCUUGGCCCAGCGAGCUAUUUGUUUAUUCUGGCUUCCUUCACCGCUCUCUCUCUAGGCGGUGCAAUUUUCCCACUGAGUACUGGAGCAAGUCCGCCAGAUGCGUACCGACUCUUACAAAAAGCGCGGUCCUCAUUAAUCUUAGCAGACCCUCUUUACCUCAACCAUGCUCUAGAGAUCAAAAAAUACGCCGAUGGGGAAGGGACUGAUCUCUAUGUAGUACCGACCACCUUCAAUAUUGCCUCCCCAGGAACUCUCCUGAAGGCCAAUGUCAAGAUCAAUCAGGACUUGAUGGUCGAACAGACUCGGCCGGGGUUAAUCAUCUCGACUUCUGGCACAACAGGACCCCCUAAGCUGGUCGUACAUGGGCGAGGUCUCUUUGCCUCUGGCGCACAUUACCAGAGUGGUGAUGUCUUUUUGUGUCAUCGCUCUCCAGUAUGGUUUGGUGGGUUGUGGCCGCUCAUCUCCGUUGUUCUCGCUCGGGCAAAGCUGAGAAUCGUGGCAAGAGAUGCGUCCGUCAUUUGGGAAUCCCUUCGCAGUGACCAAAUUACUUUCCUGAGUACGGUCCCGGCCGUUUGGACACAACUUAUGGAAUAUUAUCAGAGCCAUAUCAGCAAUUUAGCGCACGAACAAGCGGAAGCCUACCGGCAAGGAGUCCAGAAACUGCGCAGGGCUAUUGUCAGCUCGAGCUCGCUGCUGCCGUCUGUUCAGAAAUUCUGGGCAGACAAGAUGCAAAGGCCACUGAUGGUCGUUUAUGCGGCAACAGAGCUAGGUGGUGCCGCACUUGUGAGGGCUCCAGCUGCGUUCCCAGACGAAGCGCGCCGCAUUGGGAAGCCACCACCUGGAGUUUUAGUGAAGUUGUCCGAAGGAGACCAUGGCCAGCUGCUAAUCAAGAGUCCAUCCGCUUUUCUACGAUACCUUGGGAAUCCAGAAGCAACAGAAAAUGCCUUUGACGAGGACGGUUACUACAAAUCUGACGACUUUGCGCAUCGGGUGGGGGAUGAAUACGUACUCGACGACAUACGAUACUACGGGUAUAAGGUAAUGACCCACGAAGUUGAAGCCCGCAUGGCUGUCCUCCCGUAUAUCUCCGAGGCAUGCGUUCUAGCAGUUCCCGUCGCCAACGAUGCGUUUACCACGGAAAGAGUUGGAGCUCUUGUGCGCCUUCAAUCUUCUCAUCUACCGUCCAAUGGCCCGUGUUGGGAUUGUCGUUCGACACUGGAGAGGUUGAGAGCAGACCUCUCUAGAGAUUUGGCAUUCCAUAUGCUUCCCACCGUCCUUUGCCUGCUCCAUGACAGCGAGCAGAUCCCGAGGACAGUAUCCGAGAAGUUUAACAGACGAGACGCUGUGGAAAGGUACUUCAAGCCAGGAAGCUUUGACCUACCGCAGGACAUAAAGGUGUGGGAUUUCAAGUGCCAGAAUUCUUAG
Penicillium canescens is the source of this 1665-nucleotide messenger RNA. Its product is annotated as class I adenylate-forming enzyme family protein. Lineage: Eukaryota; Fungi; Ascomycota; Eurotiomycetes; Eurotiales; Aspergillaceae. Gene Ontology annotation, molecular function: medium-chain fatty acid-CoA ligase activity. The record is from RefSeq and is a predicted model, not a curated record. The transcript has 5 exons. Bases 1 to 1665 code for a protein of 554 amino acids. Gene Ontology annotation, biological process: fatty acid metabolic process.